This is a messenger RNA of Xiphophorus maculatus (southern platyfish), 1757 nucleotides long. It is a transcript of the gene pih1d2, whose product is annotated as PIH1 domain containing 2. Lineage: Eukaryota; Metazoa; Chordata; Actinopteri; Cyprinodontiformes; Poeciliidae. Bases 129 to 1190 code for a protein of 353 amino acids. The record is from RefSeq and is a predicted model, not a curated record. Gene Ontology annotation, cellular component: R2TP complex; ribonucleoprotein complex; cytoplasm. The transcript has 5 exons. Gene Ontology annotation, biological process: rRNA processing; box C/D snoRNP assembly.
UUAAUAAGACAUUCGACAUACUUUAGCUACACCAAAAAAAAAAAAAAUAAAUUAAACAAAACAACCGGAGGUUGUAGUUUAAAGCACUAGCUAGCAGUUAGAAGCUAAAGGAAGACAUUCACCUUCGUAUGAUGUCCAGCAACGGCGGAAGGGAGGAUGUUUUACAGCAGGUCAGCCACUUUUGGUCCAUGCUGGACGACUUGUCUCAAAGCGACCCAGCAGCUUACCGCAAGUUUAUAGAGGAGCAAAUGAAGAGAGGAGCUGAAUUCAACGCACCGCCUGAGCUCCAUUCGUGUGUGCGAACUCAGAUACUGGAGCCAAAGCCAGGUUUGCUCUACAUUAACAUUUGCAGCUGGAAGCGUGUGCCUGCGCCUCAGGAUCAGAGCAGCUCGCUUCCUUUGUGCGGAGGAAAACUAGAGAGAUGCAACACAGAGGACCAAGGUGGCUGCUGCUUCGCUGUGCUGGAUGUGGCGCUAAAUACUUCAGUGCUACAGAAGAGGAAAGAGGAUAAAGUAGAUAUUAAUAAUAUCUAUAUGCUGGCCCUGAGCUUUGCCCAGCAACAGCACGGGAUGCUGUUAUCUCAGGAGUACAGCGUCGUCAGCUGUAGUCCGAAAGGUAACCCGGACGACUUGCAGUGUCGGCUCGGCUUUCAGAAGCUGCCCAUCAUCUCCAAGCAACUGGAAACAACCAGUCAGACUCCAGCCGCCCUCCUGCGACAGAUCUCCUCUUCCCAGCAAUCGGAGGAGGACAGCGCCGCCCAAAUCGUUUGCAGGCCCGCGGAGCAGACCAAGGCGAAUUUGAUCCAGGUCAUUUCCAGCACUUUCCAGGGGCCUCAGGAGCCCGAGUAUGUGGUGGAGGUGAAGAGCGACGCAGCGGGAGUCCCUCGCAGCGUGGAGCUGACGGUGGAGCUGCCGAAAGUUCGUUCCAUGUCAGAGUGCCAGCUGAGAGUGUCUAAGGUUAGCCGUUACUCACCUCCUCUGCCCCAAACACUUAUAAUGAACCGCUACGAUUCCGCUGUGCUUCGCUGGAUGUCAUAUAAAACGCAUAAUUGGCCUGAGGAUGUUCUUCUAGAAGUGGAAGAUGUUUACCAUUUGCUUCUGGAGUUUCCAAAAACAGUAAACGAGGACACGGCCGCUGCCGUCUUCAGCAAGAAGAAACGGAGGCUCACGCUGACAGCAGCUGUUUUGUGACCAAUUAACUUCAGCGAGAAGAGGGAGAGGGUUCGCCGGGUCACGCACGUAAGGAGGGAACUCUCACAGCAACAGAAAACACACCUUAAGGAGUGCUAUACAAUGCAGUCAGAAUUAAGAGCGCGUACUGCGUGGGAACAUACAAGCCGUGCUUCAAACUAAAAUCUAACAAGCUGUUUUGGUUGUAGUUUGAGGCAGAGCUGUAAAUUGAUCUAUUUUCAGAAUGUUCUUACAGAGAAAUGUGUUAGGUUGUCCCAGUGUGCUAUGUAGGCUGAUGUGCAGGGACAAGUGUAAUUCCUAACCCUCCACUGCCUACCAAAAGAUUUAUUGACAUUAAUAACAAUUUGUGUCCUGAAGAACUACAUGAGGAAUGUAUAUUUUAGCCUUUUUUGUGAGAGGAUUUUUGAUACUAGUGGUCUCUAUUGAACAAUAAGCCCGCUGCAAAAACACAAAAUCUAAUAUUUCCGGUCUAGUUUCUAGUGCAAAUGUCUUAGAGCACUUGAGAUAAGACUAAAUUAUCUUACAAGUAACUUUUUAGCAAGAUAUAGGAGCUUGCUUUAAAUAAAU